AUGGCAGCUGUCGACCCGACGUACCCGCUCUACCCCGUCGCUUCCAUCCUAGCCUCGGCGAUGCUGUUUCUUGUACUGCUGACGAGCUUCGUCCGCCAAACGUGGAACCUCGGCGUCACCUUCUUGUCUUUCUGGCUCUUCUGGGAGAACCUCGCGCAGGGCAUUGAUACCAUCAUAUGGUCUGAUAACGCCGACGUGAAACUCUACGUCUACUGCGACAUCGUCUCGCACUUGCAGAUGCUCGCCUUCGUUGUCAAACCUAUGGCCACGUUGAUUAUCACCCGCCGAUUAUAUUUGAUCACUAACCGACGUGGUGUAUACCUUACUACAAAGUCUGCGAGGCGCAGGAAUAUAGCAAUAGAGUGGACGCUCGGUCUCGGGAUCCCUCUUCUCGUCGCAGGACCUUUCUACUACGUAGUUCAGUGGUCUCGAUUCGAGAUCGUUGGGGGUUUUGGCUGCAACAACUCCCCAGACGCCUCGAUACUCGCCAUCUUGCUCAUCAAGUCAUGGACUGUGAUCCCUUCUCUGGUAUCCAUCAUCGUUUACUUCCCCCAUGUCGCUCGUGUCUUCUAUCGUCAUAACCGGGAGAUCAACCACUUCCUACGUAGCAACGACUCGGUCUCCCGCACAAAUUACUUUCGCAUCUUUGCUCUUGCGAGCAUCGAUGUCCUGCUUACCCUGCCCAUAGGCAUCGCGACGAUCGUCAUAUCCGUGGAAGAUAUGCUGUCAUUCGGUCCCAUGCCAUUCUACUUCGGCUGGAACGUUGACCAUACGGACUGGCAGCCGCCCAGCAUCACCUAUGAUGCUCUAGUGUCAGAAGGGACUUUCAGUGUAGCAGAACACUACUUCGGUUACUGGACAUCUCCUGUCCUCGCUUUCGUUAUCUUUGGUCUUUUCGGCGUCACACCUGAGGCCCGUGCGUCGUACUGGCGCAUCGUUUGCACCGUUAGUGGUUGGCUCGGCUGGAAACCGACUUCUCGCGCACGCAGGGGGCCAUUAUCGCUCGGAGACAUCGAGUUCGGAGAACGGCCUCUGCAGGAUUCGCUGUCGCUGGGUCUCAAAUCGCAACCGAGCUCAAUCGAACCUCACGCCCACGCACAAUGCCAUGUCGUGGAGAUAGAAGGUUUUGGGAGCGAACUGGAGAAUGGGUCAGAUAAGGACGUGGUAGAAGAUAGGCACGGGGACGCAAGCAAUGCGACGCUCGCAAUGCCCAGCGCAACCUUCCAGGGCAAACCAGCCUGA
Molecule: messenger RNA, 1242 nt
Organism: Peniophora sp. CBMAI 1063
Lineage: Eukaryota; Fungi; Basidiomycota; Agaricomycetes; Russulales; Peniophoraceae
Source: the annotation of a GenBank genome assembly